UUUCUGUCUUUCUUUUCGCUGCAUGCAGCAGUCGAUUCAAAACACGUUUUUGAGUCGUAAUUCUUAAAUGUUAAUAAAAAGUUAUUCCUUUCUUUGAUUUUCGGCUGAACUCACAAGCAUAAUCAUGACGGCACGCUCGAAAUCCCGGCGGGAUAAAAAUAACCGGAUCCGCCGCGUGAAGAACAAACAAAAAGAGCUGAAAAAAUUGAAGAAAACACUAGGCCUCAUUGAUGAAGAUGGCAUGGAUCUGAUGGAGAAGGUGAAGGAGAUCACUGAACAACAGAAGCGUAAACAGGAAGAAGAAAAAAUCAAAUCUGAGACCUUAGAAGAUAUUUUCAAACAAGAAACAAAAAACUUGAUCGAUACGGAAGAUUAUGUCGAGGUCGAAAAUCAACAGUCGAAGAUUAAACAUCGAUAUAAUGCUAAAACGAAGCAAGAUCAGUUCGGCCAGUACCCAGUUUGGUACAACGCUAAAAAGGAACGCAGGAAGAAACUUAUUCGGGAAGGUAAAAUCAAAAAGAAACGCGGCCGACCGGGUAGAAAGAUGCAUUUUAUUGAUGAAACUUGCAACUGGAGGAAUAUCGUUUAAGGAAUUUAUUCCCAUUUCGUUUCAAUACUUGCUUAUAUUCAUAAAUGUUUGGAUUAUACUACUCUAUUCAUUUCUUGUCUCCAGACCGGACAAGAAAAUCAGAAAUAAAGUUUAUGAAUGAAAUAAUUAACACAAAAUAA
Molecule: messenger RNA, 729 nt
Organism: Malaya genurostris
Lineage: Eukaryota; Metazoa; Arthropoda; Insecta; Diptera; Culicidae
Product: protein LLP homolog
Exons: 2
Coding region: 125-589 (154 amino acids)
Biological process (GO): dendrite extension
Cellular component (GO): nucleolus
Molecular function (GO): RNA binding
Source: RefSeq, a predicted model, not a curated record